Messenger RNA from Serpula lacrymans var. lacrymans S7.9, 396 nucleotides. RefSeq lists its product as uncharacterized. The annotation marks the transcript as partial. The record is from RefSeq and is a predicted model, not a curated record. The transcript has a single exon. NCBI's taxonomy places the organism in Eukaryota, Fungi, Basidiomycota, Agaricomycetes, Boletales, Serpulaceae.
ACUUCUGUCAUGCCCUCGACGACACCGCUGAAUCGUGUCUACGCUACAAAGGACCAGCUCAAAGUCCUCACUACUGCUUGUGCUCAAAAGGAUAUUUACUCUGUCGUUGUAUUCACCCCACAGGAGCUCGACGAUCUCGUAGCAGAGACUGGCCUGUACGUGUCCAUACAUUAUUUCCCUAUCUUGCUGUGCAUUCAGUUUAUUAAUUGAUUCAUACUGACCUGCAUAUAUGCGUGUAUAUUAUUACUUUGCUGAUUCUGAUUUUAUCAUGCACCGAUCAGCUCUAAGAAGUGGAUCCUUUCCUGGCUUUGCAGGGUACGCAGAAAACGUGGAUCAUGCGCACACAAGCAUCCCGCAACGAAGCACGAUAGUAUAGCUACUAUGAAAGUCGAGAUG